AUGACCCAACUCCGUCUGAGAUCGGUUAUAAAGCCGCUAACACUCCUUCUGUCGGUGCUGCCUUAUAGCAAAGCGUCUCCAACACCACCAUGCAGCACGCCGCCCGGUGUUCACAUUCCCAAGCAGGGUGCAGUAGCUUCUCAGAGCACGGUAUGCAGUGAGAUCGGUAUUCAGCUGCUAAAAGACGGAGGAAAUGCUGUGGACGCCCUCGUGGGCACAGUCUUUUGUGUCGGUGUCAUUGGAAUGUAUCACAGUGGCAUUGGUGGUGGUGGCUUCUUGCUGCUGAGGACGAGUGAUGGCAAAUACGAGUUUGUCGAUUUGCGCGAGACAGCCCCGGCUGCAGCAACUCAAGAUAUGUACAACGACAACGAGGAUCUGAGUAUUUAUGGUGGUCUCGCAAGCGGUGUUCCCGGUGAACUUCGAGGAACAGAAUAUAUCCACAACAAGUACGGCGCUCUGCCAUGGGCUCAUGUCAUCAAGCCCUCAAUCGAUGUUGCCAGAAACGGAUUUAAAGUGACGGAAGACUUGAUUAACACCAUUAAGUCGACAUCUCCUAACAACUUUCUCACAGAAGACCCAGCAUGGGCCAUCGACUUUGCUCCCAAGGGACGCAUCGUCCGGCUGGGCGAAACCAUGACUCGAAAGCGUUAUGCUGAUGCUCUCGAAUCAAUAUCCAAAUUUGGUGCUGAUGCCUUUUACACUGGCCCCAUUGCUAAUGCCACCAUUCGCGCCUUGAAAGCAGCGGGCGGAAUUAUGACGCUGGAGGAUCUGAAGAAUUACACCGUUGCCAUCAGAGAACCCUUGCAUAUCAACUACCGCGGUUACAAGCUCACGAGCACAAGUGCUCCGUCAAGUGGUGCCGUUGUACUCAGCGCUCUCAACACUGUUGGUGGCUACGAAGGAUUCGGAGAUCCUGCCCAGGUGAACGUGACCACGCAUAGACUGGAUGAAGCCAUCCGGUUUGCAUAUGGCCAGCGCACUGAGCUUGGAGAUCCAUCUUUUGUUGAAGGCCUUGACAAGUACUCAAAAGAAAUGAUUGCUCCUGCAGCAGGGGCCGAGAUUCGCUCCAAAAUCUCAGACUUCAAGGCGCAAAAUGUCUCUUACUAUGACCCCAAAGGCUUGGAAUCCCUUGAAACUCCUGGAACGUCGCAUAUCGUUGCUGCAGAUGCUAGCGGAAUGGCUGUAUCGAUGACUACAACAAUCAACUUGCUCUUUGGAUCAACGCUGAUUGUUCCAGAGACGGGAGUAAUCAUGAACAACGAAAUGAACGACUUUAGUAUUCCGGGAGUUAGCAACAGCUUUGGCUACAUUCCCAGUCCUGCCAAUUAUAUUCGCCCUGGAAAACGGCCGUUAUCUUCCAUUUCUCCCAUUAUAGCGGAGACAGCGGACGGAAAGCUAUAUCUCGCUCUCGGUGCUGCGGGCGGUAGCCGCAUUAUUACGGCCAACAUUCAGAACACGAUUCACGUUCUGGACUCCAAUAUGACCACAGCUGAAGCACUUUCCCAACCUCGUCUCCAUGAUCAGCUUGUUCCUGCGCAGACAAGCUUUGAAUAUGCAUACGACAAUCGCACAGUGGCGUUUAUGAAGUCGGUUGGUCACAAUGUUACUUGGGUUGCACCGGGGCAAAGUGCCGCACAAGCUGUAAGACUGUUGCCGAACGGUACAUUUGAGGCAGCUGGAGAACCUAGACAAGUGACGUCUGGUGGAUUUGCUAUAUAA
Trichoderma aggressivum f. europaeum is the source of this 1719-nucleotide messenger RNA. RefSeq lists its product as uncharacterized. Gene Ontology annotation, molecular function: glutathione gamma-glutamate hydrolase. The record is from RefSeq and is a predicted model, not a curated record. The transcript has 2 exons. Gene Ontology annotation, cellular component: plasma membrane. The coding region runs from base 1 to 1719 and encodes 572 amino acids. Lineage: Eukaryota; Fungi; Ascomycota; Sordariomycetes; Hypocreales; Hypocreaceae. Gene Ontology annotation, biological process: glutathione catabolic process.